AACCCACUGGUAUUUCUCAAUCCACAACGUGUGUGUUAUAAUUUGGAGCUAGGAUUGAGACAGAAUGGGGGGAAAGGAAAAGCUUCUGUUUGGAACAGCCUUGUCGGUUGUCCUGCCGGAAAAUGCUAAGGAUGUAAGUGGUAUACGAGAUAUCCCUGACAAUCAGGAAGUGUUUUGUCACCCAGUAACAGACCAGAGUUUUAUUAUAGAGCUUCUGGAGUUUGUGGAUGGGACAGACGAGGAAGCCAUCAAGACUCACUUCGAAGACUUAGCCUCGUGUAAUGAAGCCUCGGCUUCUGCACAGAUCAUCAGGGUAGAAGAAAUUCCAGUCCAGCAAACAUCAAUGGGAGAAUGUACAAGUGUAUGGCAGUUAUCAGGAAGACAGAAUGUAGCCAAAUUCCAUGAUACUGCUGAGAACAUUGUCAAUGUUCACAUGGGGGUGAUUCGCCUGACUGAGUACCGCACAGACAUCGUUAUCACCUUUAACGACCCUGUGCUGAUCAGUCCUGAGAGCAGUAGCUAUGCACCAAUACCAACCUCAGCAGGCCCCUGGCAGGUGGAAGACUUCCAUAAAGCUGUCACCUCAUUACAAUUGCUGGAUCCAGGAAUAUUCAGUGAUUGACCGGAGCUGUCUCCCCUUCACAUGUAUUGUGACAUUGCAGAUGUCAGUGCAGAUUGAUCCGAUGGAUAGAGAAUCUGUUUUUUAUUCAAUAAACAGAGUGUGUCCUGUCCCAAGUUGGCCACACGUGACAGUCACGAACAUUUUUGUUCUUAAGACAAGAUACGGUUGUGAAGUGACAAAAAGGCAAGUCCUCAAAUUGUCUCCUGGCUACAGAGCCAUAAAAGGGACAUUGGGGUUGUUGUUUUUUGUUAUCUAUGUGCUUUUUAUUUCUUUCAUUUUUGCAGUUGAAUUUUUUUUUUAAGCAGGCCUAAAAACUCCCAGAAAAAUAGAUUGGGUUGGAUUUUUUUCUUUUUUUUUCUCAAGCAGAGGGAAAAAAAGGAAAAACUCUCAGAAAAAGAUCACGGCCCCGAGAUAAAAAGCCAAUCAGAUUACGUUUUGCUUUGCUCUUUUCUUGAAACACUCAUGUAUGUGACAUUAUCAUUGGAUAAUUAUCUGGAGGCUCGAGAUAACUAAGUUUGGCCCCGAGAUGAAAAACCAAUCAGAUUACGUUUUGCUUUGCGCUUUUCUUGAAACACUCAUGUAUGUGACAUUAUCAUUGGAUAAUUAUCUGGAGGCUCGAGAUAACUAAGUUUGGCCCCGAGAGAAAAAGGCAAUCAUUUGGCCAAAGUUUUCUCGAUUUAGACAAAACCACGAACCAAGUUAAUUGACCUUGGGACUCUUUUUUGUUUUUGGGCUUACAAAAAAGAUAGAAAAGGUAUGACUGCAGAAGUGGAAAAAAUAAAGAAAA
Messenger RNA from Liolophura sinensis, 1409 nucleotides. Its product is annotated as ran guanine nucleotide release factor-like. Gene Ontology annotation, biological process: regulation of sodium ion transmembrane transporter activity; protein import into nucleus; regulation of membrane potential. The record is from RefSeq and is a predicted model, not a curated record. Gene Ontology annotation, molecular function: guanyl-nucleotide exchange factor activity; small GTPase binding; transmembrane transporter binding. NCBI's taxonomy places the organism in Eukaryota, Metazoa, Mollusca, Polyplacophora, Chitonida, Chitonidae. The transcript is spliced from 6 exons. The coding region runs from base 65 to 622 and encodes 185 amino acids. Gene Ontology annotation, cellular component: nucleus.